Messenger RNA from Anastrepha ludens (Mexican fruit fly), 1189 nucleotides. Its product is annotated as transcription factor Adf-1-like. Gene Ontology annotation, cellular component: nucleus; transcription regulator complex. The coding region runs from base 417 to 761 and encodes 114 amino acids. The transcript has 4 exons. Gene Ontology annotation, biological process: regulation of transcription by RNA polymerase II. The record is from RefSeq and is a predicted model, not a curated record. NCBI's taxonomy places the organism in Eukaryota, Metazoa, Arthropoda, Insecta, Diptera, Tephritidae.
GACCUUGAAUAGAUUCGCCCAUCGUAUUCGUAUUCCAUCAUUCUUGUGUACAUAUGCAAGGUGCAUAACACCAUCUCUUUCUUUCGUCUAUUUUGAUUUAAAUAGUGUAGCUCUAAGGCGCUGCCUUAAUGCAAAUGCCUUAAAUGAAAUGAAAAACAUUGAAAUCGACUGUAAUAUGGCAUGUGAAAGUUGGCCACAUGUCAACUUUGCUUCACUCGCUUGAAACGCUUUACAGUUUCGAAUAGCGCAAUUUUCUAUUUGGCAGCACUUUGUCCGCCCUUUGACGUUUCAAUUUCACGCGUUGCUUUGUACCUAUCUUCUGACAGCGUUCAAAGAAGCAUUCAAAGUAAAGCAAAGUAAAACAAAGCAAGCAAGGCAAGCAAAGCAAACCUUCAUCUCAUUUGUGAACUUCAGUUAUGUUUGAAGAAGACUUAAUAAAUGCUAUUGAAGUGCACAGAUGCAUCUGGGACAGGAGUCAAUUGUCUUAUCGGGACAAAAACGAAAAAUACUUGGCUUGGCGCGACGUGUCGGCGCUGGUUGGCGAAUCUGAGGCCGACUGCCGCAAACGGUGGAAAUCUUUGCGUGAUCGCUUUUCAAUCGAAUUGAAGCAGCAUCAGCAGCCAAGAGGAAGGGCUACUUCAUUCAGGAAGUGGGCAUACUUUGAUGCUAUGUGUUUUUUAAAAGGAAAUAUCACAGACCGAAAGUCUACAACAAAUAUUAAAACAGAAAUUGAAACAGAGUCUUCAUUUUCGUUUGAGUGAAGCAAAAGCGGCGAAUUGGUUUUAAACGACCAAACAGAAGAAUCAGAAUCUGUUUCUACUAAGCGAAAGAAGCGAAAAGAAGACGAAGACAGCAGCUGCAAUUCUUUAAAUGAAGACGUAAGUGGAUUUGUAAAAAGUCGGAAGACUUACGUCCACGACAAUUUUUUGGGUGCCAUUGGUGAUAUUUUCGAAAAAGUUCCGCCUGAACAACAAUUAGAUUUCAAAAUGGAUGUACUGCAGUACGUCUAUGCAAAAUUUAAAUCUCUGAGCGCCAAUUAAAAGCAUAGUGUGAAUUUUCUUUACAUUUUACUUUUAAGUUUUAUGCCAUAAGCAAUAUGCUAAAGAUAUAUUGAUGUACUUUACCUUUUUUUAUAAAAUAAUACGUUUUCGUUUCUAUUUGAAAUAAAUGUAAUUAAUUUUUAUUAUUA